AUGAGCCACCUUGCGACCAGCGCGGUUGUCCGAAUUCUGAUCGAGGAGCGACUGGGCUACAAGGUCGUCGAGCAAGGACCAGGCCCGGGCACGCUCAACGCCUUUUAUGCCCUCCUGGGCUGCACAUCUCCUUUGAAUCUCACUGAUCGCGGCUGCGGCGCCCCGGUGACCUACAGCCACAUCAACAUGGAGACCUGGGCCGAGGGUUACGCAAAUGAGUGGAAUGAGAUCCAGGCUCGUUUCACCUCCAUCGCACCGAUCAAUGCUGGAAGCAUGGGCUACGUCGGCAAAGCAUCCGCGUUCAUUCCGCAGCGUGUUCGGGAGCAGGCAUACUUCCAGGAUGGCACAGUGUUGGACUUCUUCCGUGGCUGGAACGUCUCCUGGAGCUCGCCGUGGAUGUUCUUUGACAGCCUUGACUCCAUCGAGCGAAGCCAUCUUCUCCCUUGCAACCAGACUCGGUUCAUGAUCAGCAAGGCCAACGAAGACUAUUUGCGCCACUUGCUGCAUUUUCUCAUGUUCGAGGUCGUGGGAAGGACUCAUAUUUUCCCAAGACAUUUCCUGUGA
Symbiodinium natans is the source of this 564-nucleotide messenger RNA. NCBI's taxonomy places the organism in Eukaryota, Dinophyceae, Suessiales, Symbiodiniaceae. The record is from the annotation of a GenBank genome assembly.